AUGUCAGUUCUGUUCGACGCUGAAGAGUCGCCCGAGAAGGCGCUACCUCGAGAGUUGGAUCUUUCAACGUCACGUAUAGCGGUGGUCGGGGAUCGCGGAUGCGGCAAAACGUGGGUUGCAGUGCGUUGGUGUUAUGGCAGUCUGAAGCUUUUGAACCUGGCCGACACAGGAGGCGCUGAAGACAUUCAUAGUCGCAAAAUAUACUACCAGCCCCUGGUCAAGUCUCAGAAUUACCUUGAACACUCGAGGUUGCAGCUAGAUCUACUUACCAAUCUGGUGGAAGUCGAGCUGCUAAAGAGCAACGAGGUCGCGCACGUUUCGGAGGGGGCAGCAGAUUCAGAUGCCACUUCUCAGGACUGCGACGUGGAUGUCCUAAAUGUUCAGGUUCUGGAGGGUCUCAAUUUCGAGCAGUCAGACUAUAUCGAACUAAAGGCUGUCCAAAUCAAACAAACCGAUGGGUUUUUGCUCUGCUAUGAUGUCACGAAUCUGCAGUCUUUCCAGUACAUUAAACUAAUCUACCGCCAAAUCCGUAAACUGCGCGGAGACGACGUCCCCAUAUUGGUGUGUGCGCUAAAGUCAGACUUGCUGCUAACCGAAGGAGCCGUCGACAUGCCGCAUGUCGCUGAGCUGUGCGAUGAAUUGCAAGUGGAUAUGGACAGGGAAUACCUCGAGUUGUCCGCGCUGGAGGACUUUGGAGUGAAUGAGGCGUUCUAUCGGUUGUUGAAGGAUAUUGAUGCGCAUAAAGAGCAACUAAGGAAACGCCAGAGCGCGACAAGGCCUCCCGCCGCAAUCGCAGUCGACCGAGUCAUUUCCGGCGAGAAACCCAGCCCUGACGCUGUAAAAUUGGCGACAAGGGAAACGGCUCACAGUGUGGCCAGCGCUGAUUUAGACGGAUCGUCGGGCACUCCUACCGUGGCUGCCGCUGGCAACGGGCGUAAAAUUAAAUCCGCCAUCGGCAAGGCCGGCGGUCCCGAAUCCUCGAAAAGCUCCAAAUCCUGCUGCGUGGUCUGUUAG
Messenger RNA from Lachancea dasiensis, 1014 nucleotides. NCBI's taxonomy places the organism in Eukaryota, Fungi, Ascomycota, Saccharomycetes, Saccharomycetales, Saccharomycetaceae. The record is from the annotation of a GenBank genome assembly.